Molecule: messenger RNA, 675 nt
Organism: Cylicocyclus nassatus
Lineage: Eukaryota; Metazoa; Nematoda; Chromadorea; Rhabditida; Strongylidae
Source: the annotation of a GenBank genome assembly
AUGCAUAAUAAAGAAGACAUAAAGCCCGAUAUGCAAGCUUGUGGUGAAUUUGUAGCUAUUAAACCCGAAUGGAAACCUAGACAGUCACGUGCAGGUAAUCCUUGGAAAAUUCGUUAUUCAUAUGCAAUUACUGAUAAAGGUAUAGAGGUAGUAGCCGCAGCCCGUUAUAAAGCCGGUGAUCUUAAUGCUUUAGUUGAAGGUGGAGAAGGAAUGUAUGGUAAUUUCGUAGGUGUUCCUACAACCUACAGUGAUUAUUUUGUUGGAGCUUCUACCAUUGCCCAUCAGAGUUACGUUGGUACUUCUGGAACACGUACACUUAGUACCUCUACCUCAGAUACUAACAGCCGCGUAGCCGCAAAGCUCAGUAAUGCAGAUACUGACAGAGACAUAGUCCUUACUAACCUUGCCGCCGACCUCGACGGUGCCGGAAUGAGUAUAGCUAAGCUUCGUACCGCAUUUCAGAUUCAGCGAUUUUAUGAGAAGUGUGCCCGUGGUGGUAGACGUUACAUAGAGCAGAUUAAGAGUCAUUUCAACGUUAAUAGUCCCGAUGCCCGUAUGCAAAGGAGUGAAUACCUUGGCGGUUCCCGAAUUCCUAUACAUAUUAGUGAGAUUGUUUGUAGCGACAGUAGUGAUAUUGGUAAGCUUGGUAGCACAAGCCGUACAAAUGGAUACUGA